Molecule: messenger RNA, 1609 nt
Organism: Mucor mucedo
Lineage: Eukaryota; Fungi; Mucoromycota; Mucoromycetes; Mucorales; Mucoraceae
Product: 4-hydroxyphenylpyruvate dioxygenase
Exons: 6
Coding region: 286-1485 (399 amino acids)
Biological process (GO): L-tyrosine catabolic process
Molecular function (GO): 4-hydroxyphenylpyruvate dioxygenase activity
Source: RefSeq, a predicted model, not a curated record
AAAAAAAAUAUCGGCCAUGAGGAGAUUACUUUUUGCAGGAGAGGCGUUAGGUUUCAUUCCAGUCAAAGCAAUGAUAUCACCCGCAUUGACAGGCAGGAAACACAAACUGGCAUUCAAUCUUAACCUCCUGAUGAGCGAGACAAAACCGCUGUUCAGCAUUUAAUAAUUGGCAACCGUGGGAAUCACUCCAUGACAUAUAAAUAGGGAACUUUUUUUUUUCUACCUUGUACAUGUUUAUUCCCUUUUCUCUUUAAAUAUUCUCCCGACUCUUUUUUUUAAAUACAAAUGACUCCAUCAUUAAACCACGUUACCAAUGGCCGCCCUGUCAACCCAUAUUCUGGCUUUGAUCACCUCCGAUUCACCGUCACCAAUGCAAAGCAAGCCGCCUCUUACUAUUGUACUCGAUUAGGCUUUGAACAUGUCGCCUACCGUGGCCUCGAAACAGGUUGCAGAGAAACAGCUGCUCAUGUGGUCAAACAAGGCGAUGCUAUCUUUGUCUUUGAAAGUCCUAUUCAUCCUGAUUCCAUGCAAGACAUGGCCGCCGAAAUCGCUCGUCGUGGUGAUGGUGUCAAGGAUGUUGCCUUUACCGUCAAGGACUGUCGGGCCGUCUACACCAAAGCCAUCGCUAGAGGUGCAAAGUCCAUCAAAGAACCAGAAGAGAUCACAGAUGAAGAUGGUACCAUCAUUAUGGCUACGUUAGCUACCUACGGCGAUGUUCAACACACAUUGAUUGAACGUAAAGAUUACAAAGGUGUAUUCUUGCCUGGUUAUAAAGAUACUUUAACUGCACUCCGAUACAAGGAUCCUCUCCAAUCCCUCUUACCUCAUGUGCCACUUCAAUUUAUUGAUCAUGUUGUGGGUAACCAAGCUGAUGGUGAAAUGAACCCAAUUGCCGACUUUUAUGAAAAGGCCUUUGAUUUCCAUCGUUUCUGGUCUGUGGAUGAUAAACAGGUCUUUACCGAAUACAGUGCACUUCGUUCUGUCGUCAUGGCUGAUCCUGAAGAACGUAUCAAGGUGCCUAUUAACGAACCUGCAUUAGGUCGUAAGAAAUCUCAGAUUCAAGAAUUUGUGGACUUUUAUGGUGGAGCAGGUGUUCAACAUAUUGCUAUUAAUACCAAUGACAUCAUUACGUCUGUUACGAAUAUGAAACAACGUGGUUGUGAUUUCUUGACGAUUCCUUCAAGUUACUAUGAUACGCUCCGAGCUGCGCUUGUCAACCAUAACAAGGUUUCGAAACGACCUGUGAUUGAAGACUUGGAUGUAUUGCAAUCCUUAAAUAUCUUGGUCGAUUACGAUGAAAAUGGUUAUCUUUUACAAAUCUUUACUAAACCUCUCGAGGACAGACCUACUUUAUUUGUGGAGGUCAUUCAACGUAACAACCAUAAUGGGUUUGGUGCUGGAAACUUUAAGAGUUUAUUUGAGUCGCUUGAGAUGGAACAGGAUAUUCGUGGUAACUUGACUGAUAUGGAACAACCUUCCUCUUAAAAAAAAACACAUUUUAUAUAUAUAUAUCCCUCUUUCUUUUUUUUUUUUUUGUAUACACACACACACAUUUUCAAAUAAAAAAAAAAAAUUAUUCAUUUUAUUAUUAUUCGAGCAAAAAAAAGAC